AUUGAUUUUUGGGAUCCCACAUGACCAUGAAUGACGAUCAUUAGUGCUAAAGAAUAUCUUCGUCAAAAGCUGAUUAUGACAAUCUUUAAUAUAAACAAUGACGGUUGCACCAUACAAGAGAAAGAUUUAGAAAUAAGGUAACAUUUUAUGUAAUUAAGAGAACAAAUGAAAAAGCCAUCCUACCCACCUUUUAUUUUUAAUCUGUAAACGGUAAAACGUAUAUAAGAUGAACAACAUGGAGAAUGUGGUUGUAGUUCCCAUUUCCUUGUCAAACUAUACACACCCCCUAUCCCAACUACAACCAACCAUAGGUAUGCAAGUCAUACCUACUUUGCCUCAGCAUUCUCUUAAGCUUAAAGUACAUUACCAUAUGUCUCUCUCCAUCUGUUGUUGGAAGAUGUUUUGUUAAGUAUUCUUCUAAUCUAACCUCACUUGCUGCAUACGUAUUCCAUAGAGAAUUCCCAUUCUAUCAACUCUUUCAAACGCAUGCAAAUAAGUCAAAGUUUUUAACUUUACACACCCCUCUCUCUCCUGUAUCAAAAAAGUGUUUACUUCAAAAUUCUUAGCAUCAUCUACUUGUAACUGAGUUUGUAAUUGAAUUAAUCAUCUUUAUCCAAGUGCAUGUUUCCUAUGUUAGAAUCUACCAGUUCAAUCCUUUAGCAGAGAACAAAUUAGAUAGAGCAGCCAAUCAUGCCAUUCGGGUUAGUCUCAGCGUGGAACAAGCGGCGAAGAACAAAGUCUCAAGAUCAUACAGAUCCCUGGAUUUACAAACCUGCACAACUUUGGCAACUUGAUGAUAAAACACCACCUCCAACAAAAAGGUUGCAUGGUUCAUCUGUUUUCACACUCAAGGAGAUGGAAGAGGCAACAUGUUCAUUCAGUGAAGAAAAUCUGCUUGGAAAAGGAGGAUUUGGCAAAGUCUAUCGAGGCACUCUGCGGUCAGGAGAGGUUGUAGCAAUCAAGAAAAUGGAGCUUCCAGCAAUUAAAGAAGCAGAGGGGGAACGCGAAUUCCGAGUCGAAGUUGACAUUUUGAGCAGACUCAACCACCCAAAUCUUGUUUCUUUGAUAGGCUACUGUGCUGACGGAAAGCAUAGAUUCCUAGUAUAUGAAUAUAUGAUAAAUGGGAACCUGCAAGAUCAUUUGAAUGGAAUUGGAGAAAGAAACAUGGAUUGGCCUCGAAGACUACAUGUGGCCCUGGGAGCUGCAAAAGGGCUUGCUUAUCUCCAUUCAAGUGCUGAUGUUGGAAUUCCUAUUGUUCAUAGAGAUUUCAAAUCGACCAAUAUUCUAUUAGAUGCCAACUUUGAAGCAAAGAUAUCUGAUUUUGGGCUUGCCAAGUUAAUGCCGGAAGGACAGGAGACACAUGUGACUGCCAGAGUGCUCGGUACCUUUGGUUACUUUGAUCCCGAGUAUACAUCGACAGGGAAACUCACUCUCCAAAGUGACGUCUAUGCUUUUGGUGUUGUUCUUCUGGAGCUUUUGACUGGACGUCGAGCUGUAGAUCUAAACCAGGGUCCUAAUGAUCAGAACCUUGUACUGCAGGUGAGGCACAUACUGAAUGACCGCAAGAGGCUUCGUAAGGUGAUAGAUCCAGAGAUGGCUCGAAAUUCUUACACCAUUCAGUCUAUAGUCAUGUUUGCCAAUCUGGCAUCAAGAUGUGUACGUACUGAAAGUAAUGAGAGGCCUUCAGUGGCAGAUUGUGUAAAAGAACUCCUAAUGAUUAUCUAUACAAAUUCAAAAGGCUUGGGAAUGGUUAUGCAUAGUUUCAGACUGAUCUAGUGAAGUUUAGACACAAGAAUUAUAAUGAUUUCUUGUUGAAAAUAAAAGAGUAAACUCUAUUCGGAAGUUUUUCCAUAUUUAUACACUAGACCAAUUAAUAUGACCACAAGUAUUUUGACUCACUGUGUACAAAACAUAACUAAUUUGAUGAUCUUACGAGAUGAGGAACUAAGUCUGUUGUGGACAAA
This is a messenger RNA of Cicer arietinum (chickpea), 1964 nucleotides long. RefSeq names its product probable serine/threonine-protein kinase PBL28. Gene Ontology annotation, biological process: protein phosphorylation. Gene Ontology annotation, molecular function: protein kinase activity; ATP binding. The record is from RefSeq and is a predicted model, not a curated record. Lineage: Eukaryota; Viridiplantae; Streptophyta; Magnoliopsida; Fabales; Fabaceae.